AUGGCUGCGCGCCCCGCCGCCGGCCUCGCCUGCGCGCUGCUGCUCCUCUCCGCCGCUCUGCUCCGCGGCGGCUGCCGGGCGCGCUUCGCCGCCGAGGCGGACUCGGAGGACGACGAGGACCAGGAGGCGAGGGUUUUCCCCGAGUCGCCGCUGCAGAGACCCACGGUGCUGGUGGCCCUGCUGGCCCGCAACGCGGCGCGCGCGCUGCCCCUCUUCCUGGGCUGCCUGGAGCGGCUGGACUACCCCAAGAGCAGGAUGGCCAUCUGGGUGGCCACUGACCACAAUGUGGAUAACACAACAGAAAUCCUCAGGGAGUGGCUGAAAAAUGUCCAGAGGCUCUAUCACUACGUGGAAUGGAGGCCCAUGGAUGAGCCUGAGUCUUAUCCUGAUGAAAUUGGUCCAAAGCACUGGCCUGCCUCCCGGUUUGCCCACGUGAUGAAACUACGACAGGCAGCUCUUCGAACUGCGAGGGAAAAAUGGUCAGACUACAUUCUGUUCAUAGAUGUGGACAACUUCCUGACUAACCCACAGACCCUCAGUCUACUGAUUGCCGAGAACAAAACCAUCGUGGCCCCCAUGCUGGAGUCUCGGGGCCUGUACUCUAAUUUCUGGUGCGGAAUCACACCUCAGGGCUUUUAUAAACGGACCCCGGACUACCUUCAGAUCAGAGAAUGGAAGAGGCUGGGCUGCUUUCCCGUCCCCAUGGUCCACUCCACACUCCUGAUCGACCUCAGGAAGGAAGCCGCUGACAGGCUGAUGUUCUAUCCCCCGCACCAGGACUACACCUGGACCUUCGAUGACAUCAUCGUCUUCGCCUUCUCCAGCAGGCAAGCAGGCAUUCAGAUGUACCUCUGCAACAGAGAGCACUAUGGCUACCUGCCCAUCCCCCUGAAGCCCCAUCAGACCCUGCAGGACGACGUUGAGACCCUCAUCCAUGUGCAGAUAGAAGCAAUGAUUGACCGUCCUCCAAUGGAACCCUCCCAGUUUGUCUCAGUUGUCCCUAAACACCCAGACAAGAUGGGAUUUGAUGAGAUUUUCAUGAUAAAUCUCAAACGCAGGAAGGACCGGCGGGACCGGAUGCUACGCACCCUGUAUGAGCAGGAGAUUGAGGUCAAGAUCGUGGAGGCUGUGGAUGGAAAGGCGCUCAACACCAGCCAGCUGAAGGCCCUGAACAUUGACAUGCUGCCUGGGUAUCGAGACCCCUACUCCUCCAGGCCUCUGACCAGGGGUGAAAUUGGCUGCUUCCUUAGCCACUACUCUGUCUGGAAAGAGGUAAUUGACCGAGAGCUGGCGAAGACUCUUGUUAUUGAGGAUGACGUGCGUUUUGAACAUCAGUUUAAGAAGAAGCUGAUGAAGCUGAUGGAUGACAUUGACCAGGCUCAGCUGGAUUGGGAACUGAUUUAUAUUGGUAGGAAGAGGAUGCAAGUAAAAGAACCAGAAAAGGCGGUGCCCAACGUGGUCAACCUGGUCGAAGCCGACUACUCCUACUGGACGCUGGGCUAUGCCCUCUCUCUGGAAGGAGCACACAAGCUGGUGGGAGCUGAUCCAUUCGGGAAGAUGCUGCCAGUGGACGAGUUCCUGCCAAUCAUGUACAACAAGCAUCCUGUAGAGGAGUACAAAGAGCAUUACAAAUCCAGGAACCUGAAAGCCUUCUCCGCAGAGCCCUUGCUCAUCUACCCCACACACUACACAGGCCAGCCGGGGUACCUGAGCGACACGGAGACCUCGACCAUCUGGGACAACGAGACAGUGGCCACUGACUGGGACAGGACACAUUCCUGGAAGUCCCAGAAGCAAGGCCACAUCCACCACAACGCCAAGAACACAGAGGCCCUGCCACCGCCAACCUCCCUGGACACCGUGCCUUCGAGGGACGAGCUAUGA
This is a messenger RNA of Pipistrellus nathusii (Nathusius's pipistrelle), 1884 nucleotides long. The record is from the annotation of a GenBank genome assembly. NCBI's taxonomy places the organism in Eukaryota, Metazoa, Chordata, Mammalia, Chiroptera, Vespertilionidae.